AUGGCGAGUCUCGACAAGCUUGCAAUCCGGGGCAUUCGUUCCUUCGACGACAAGCAAAUAUCUGUCAUUGAGUUUUUCUCGCCAGUCACUGUCAUAGUCGGACACAAUGGAAGUGGAAAAACGACUGUCAUUGAGUGUCUGAAGUACGCAACAACGGGCGACCAGCCCCCAAACACUCGAGGUGGCGCGUUCAUCCAUGACCCGAAGAUGGCAAAUGAAAAGGAAGUCAAAGCUCAGGUCAAGUUACGAUUUCAUGCUGCCAAUGGAACACGUAUGCUUGUCGUUAGGAAUCUCUCAGUGACAGUCAAGAAGACUGGCUUAACUAUGAAGACCCUUGAAAACAUCCUUGCACUUGCGGAUAGCAAUACCGAAAGGGGCGGGAAGAGGGGAGCUAUUUCCACGAAGUGCGCUGAGAUAGACACAGAAAUCCCCCAUCUCCUUGGGGUAUCGAAGUCUGUUCUGGAGAAUGUAAUUUUCUGUCAUCAAGAAGAUUCGUACUGGCCCCUUGCCGAACCUUCUGCGCUCAAGAAGAAAUUUGAUGAUAUCUUCGAGGCCACGCGUUAUAGCAAGGCGCUCGACUCCAUAAAAUCGUUGCGCAAAGAUCGCGUUGCAGACCUCAAAGCGGACAAAGAACGUUUAGAAUCUAUUGCUAAAGAGAAGUCGCAUGCCGAUAAACUCCGCAGCCGUAUUAACGACCUGAACGCGACCAUUACCGGAAAGCAAUUACAGUACGAAGAGACUAAGAAGCGGUACGAAGAACUUGUCAAGAACAAUGCUCGCUUCUACGAGUCCGCUACCCAAUUUCGCGAGUUGUACGUCAAGGUUGAAAAUCUGCAACAAAAGAAGGAACAUUAUCGACAGGAGCUUUCGGAGGCGAAAGAGAGCGUGCAGGAAGUUGGAGGCACUGAUGAGGAGCUGCAAGAGCGCUUGAGCAACUUUGGUCAGAACAUUGAAAAGGAGAAAAUAGCUCGCAAUAGACGCGAGGUAGAACGCCAAGACCUCGAAGAUGAGCUUGCGAAAACACGAAGGUCGCAUGUGGAGCUUAUUAAUGAACAUGGAGAACUUGCUGCAGAGGCCAAGGCACACGACCGUCGCAUCUCCGAACGCGAAGAACUCAUCCGUGACAUCAGCGACAAGAACAACAUCAAGGGUUACAACCACACUCCUCUUGAACGCGAGAAAGUAGUUGAAUUUGUCUCUCGGCUCGGGGAUCUCCAGCGUCGACAGAGGUCCGAAUUUGAUAAGCUGCAGACUGGAAGGAACAGUAAAAAUGAUGAACAUAGUCGCAAGUUACGACUGCUUCACACCGAGCUGGAAAGUCUUCGUAUGCAACGAGGAAAUACACGCGAACAGAUCAAAGAGCGCCAAGCUGCUAUUACCAAAGCUGAAUCAUCGGUCGACACGAUGCAGGGUCUCGCAUCUGAACUACGCACUCUUGCUGGUGAUAUCGAGGAGAAGAAACUGCGUCUCGAGAAGAUCAAGGCGGAUAUGCAAUCUGGCAACUUCGAUGAACGACUGAGUGCGAAGGCCGUGAAGGCACGUAGUAUGGAAGAUCAACGCGAUACUUUGAACACGGAACUUCGCGGCCUGAGCCUGCAGGCUGAAUCGAGGGCUCGGUUGGAUCUCAAGCGUGCAGAGAUGCGGAGUAAGACAUCAGAUACCAAGAACAUCCUUGAGUUGUGCAAUGUAAAAUUCCGGAAGUUGAUAGGCAGAGAUGCAAGAGCGGAAACGAUGGAGCGUGAUAUUGACCGUGUCUCAAGAGAGAAAGAUGAGGAGCUUGUCGAGGCAGAGGAAGAGGCCGCUGUUGCUAACAAAGAGCUUCAACAAGCAGAAACAACGUUAUCGCACGCAAAAUCUGAGAUGAAGAGCAAGCGGGAUGAAUUGAAAAAACUGGAGAAGAAACUCAAGGACGAGAUUGAAGGAGGAAUUGCUUUCGACAUCGCCCUCUCGCUCGCAGAGAAGGAGCUCGAAAUUCGCAAGAAGUAUGUUGAAUGCAAACCAGGCGUGAGUCAAGUGUAUGAGCAAAUUUUGAAAGCAGGACAGGCGAAGAAACGCUGUACUGCCUGUAAUCGCGGUCUACAUGACAAUGAGAUGGCCGGUUUUGAGAAAUAUGUAUGUGAGCAAAUCAAGAACCAUUCUCCAGAGGCAGUCGAGCUUCAGAAGGCCGAAGUUACACAGUGGGAAACUGAAUUGAAGGACCUCCGUGCUCUUAUGCCUGUAUUUACAACUAAGGAGCGCAUCAGGACCCUCGAGCUUCCAGCACUGGAGAGGCAAAUCAAGGCUUUGGAUGAAGAUCUUCCGUCCAAUAGCGAGAAGGCAGAGCAGGCAAGAUACCCUUGUGGAUUUCUGAAACUUGAAAUCUCAUUUGACAUUAGAGAAGUUGCUUCCUUGAAGCAAUCCGCCUCUACCGUGUCACGUAACCAGAAUGAGGUCGAGCGACUCAAGAGCGAUAUCAAACAACUGGAAACGGAGCUUACUGCUACUGGUACCGCCAAGACUGGUGAUGAUGUGCAGAGGGAACUUGAUGUCCUUUCUAAUGAGAUCCGCUCAAAUGAGAGAGAGAGACAAGCACUCAUGACAGAGCGUGACCACCAGAACCAAUUGCUGCGGACGAAUGAGAAUGACCUGCACGCGAUGGAAAAGAAAGAGAACACCCUUUCCAAUCAGAUCCGUGACAAGGAUAUUAUGGAGGAACGUAUCGUCACAAUGACCAACGAGAUCGCGACCUUACAUACAAAACUCAAGGAACUGGACUCAAAGAUUUCAGAGGCGCAAGCUCCCAUUGAUAUGCUUGAGCAAGAGCACCAACAAGCCAUAGUCGACCUUGAUGCGAGGAUUCGCGAGGCUCAACGUUCCGUACAAGAGCUCAACACGAACGUUGACAAACUUGACAACCUCAAUAAAAUCGUUGAGCGGUAUAUUCGUGACAAGCGGGCCCGUCUUCUUGUUGAGUGUGCCGACAAGAUAGAACAAUUCGAGCAGGACAUCAAGGAUCUUGUGACCAAUAUCGAGAACGCCCGGGAUGCCAUAGCUAAGAUUGACCGGGAUAUCAGCGAGAGCGGGAGUUUGGUGGCAAAUCUGCACGGGAACAUUCGUAUCAGAAAGCUUUCCCGUGAUAUAGCAGCUACACAAGCUGAAAUUGACUCGUGCGAUAUGGAGGGAGCUGCAAAGGCCAAGCGGAACUUCGACGAUCGUUACCAGGUCGAGAAACAGAGGGAAACGGAAAUGCAGAGCAAGUAUGCCCAUAUAGGAGGCGAAAUCAGUUCCCACCAAGAGCAACUCAAGAUGACAGAGAAGGAUCUACGUGACUUCAAAGAUAUCAACAGGCGGUAUACCGACCAAUUGGUCAAGGUCAAGAUGUGCGACAUGGCAAAUAAUGAUCUGGAGAAGUAUGCUAAGGCCCUGGACAACGCCAUUAUGAAAUACCACGGUCUGAAGAUGGAGGAAGUCAACGAUACCAUGCGUCAUCUCUGGAAUAAAACGUAUCAAGGAACUGAUAUUGAUGGUAUCAAAAUCCGCUCCGAUGUUGAAGGUGGCGCAUCAAAGCGAUCCUAUAAUUACCGAGUUGUUAUGACCAAAGAUCAAGUCGAGAUGGACAUGCGUGGACGAUGCUCCGCAGGUCAGAAGAUGCUGGCCUCAAUUAUUAUCCGUCUCGCUCUCUCUGAUUCGUUUGGUCAAAACUGUGGCAUUCUUGCGCUGGAUGAACCAACAAACGCUCUUGAUGUGGAAAACAUCGAUGCACUCGCCGAGAGCCUUGUCGACAUCAUUAACGAGAGGAAGAAUCAUUCUAACUUUCAGUUGAUCAUCAUCACACACGACGAAAAUUUCCUUCGCAAGCUUGGUCAAGCUGAGGUGAUGGAGUAUUAUUGGCGUGUUUCGCGAGAUUCAAGACAGAAGUCUACAAUUGAACGCCAAAGGUUC
Messenger RNA from Suillus plorans, 3921 nucleotides. RefSeq names its product P-loop containing nucleoside triphosphate hydrolase protein. The record is from RefSeq and is a predicted model, not a curated record. Gene Ontology annotation, molecular function: double-stranded telomeric DNA binding; G-quadruplex DNA binding; ATP hydrolysis activity. The annotation marks the transcript as partial. NCBI's taxonomy places the organism in Eukaryota, Fungi, Basidiomycota, Agaricomycetes, Boletales, Suillaceae. Gene Ontology annotation, cellular component: condensed nuclear chromosome; nucleus; Mre11 complex. Gene Ontology annotation, biological process: double-strand break repair; telomere maintenance via telomerase; telomere maintenance via recombination. The transcript is spliced from 23 exons.